AUGCUAAAAGAACGAAAACUAGCAUCACAUUUGAAUAUUUUAGAAGAGCUCACUGAAGAAGUCACAAUCGCAAAGAAGUCCCCCAAAGAUGAAAUACCGGAAGAAGAAAUUGCGGAGACGAUGAGGCUUCCCACGAAGCGUGAAGAAGAAAUCACUGAAAUUGUGGAAGAAGAGGAACUGCUCAAGAAAGUGGAUCAAGAAGAAGAUAAAUCCGCAAAGAAGAAGGCCAAGGUUCCUAAACGACGAGUGGAAGAGGAAGAACUGGUUGAAGAGGAGAUAGUUGAGAAAGUGAAGCCAAAAGAAAAACCAGAGACCAAAGUCGAAGAGACGAAGGUCGUCGAGGAAGUGGUCAUUCAAGAAGAAGAGAUAAAGGAAGAGAAAGCAGUGAAGAAGAAGCCGAAAGGAGAUGAAAAGAAGGCACCUGAGGAGACCAAAGUCAAAGAAGAAGAUGCAGCGGUGAAGAAGCCAAAAACUGAAGCAAAGAAAGUCGAGGAAGCAAGCGCUGCUGCGAAAGAUGAGAAGGCGCAGGAAGAAAAGAAAGAAGAAGCGAAAGCAAAGAAAGUAAAACCAAAGAAAAAGGCACCUAAGAAAGAAGAAGUUGUUGAAGAGGUCAUUACCGUCACGGAGGAAGUCACCGAGACAACACAUGAGUUAGUUGUAGAAGAACCUAGCGACAAGAAGAAGAAGAAAGUGCCAAAGGCACUUGUGAUACCCGAUGAAAUAAGUUCGAAGUUCGGCGAACCUAGCACACUUCUUUCUGAAACAAUCAUAACAAAGAAGAUUGUUGCGAGGGAAGGAAGCGCUGAAGCAGUAUCACCGAUCAAGCAGCCGCAAUCGGCUAGCAUUGCAAUUAAAGUCGACAGUGCUAGCAAGCUUCGAUCACGAGCAGGCACUCCCGAAGAAAGUGAAUUCACCUUCAAACAACGAUCACAAACCCCCGAAGGAAGAAAGGAGGAGGCUGCUGCAAAGGUGAAGCUGCGCGGUGAGGCUGACGAUAGGACCGGCCUUCCUCCUAAACCUGGCGCUGAGAUUAAGCCCAAAGAGGAA
This is a messenger RNA of Cylicostephanus goldi, 1047 nucleotides long. Lineage: Eukaryota; Metazoa; Nematoda; Chromadorea; Rhabditida; Strongylidae. The record is from the annotation of a GenBank genome assembly.